GAUCUAUGGGCUGCCCUUCAAGGAUCCUGGAAACCCUUGGGGGAGAUCCUACCUGCCUUACAUGGUCUGUGGCACGCAGAAGAGCAUUGGCAUCAGCUAUUACAAGCCAUCCCAGAUCACUGGAAACAGCUGUUGGGUCCCGAGGGGUUAGAUCCUGUUGGCACAUGGUAUGACCCCACGACAGAUGCAGAGGGUCAGAGAAGAGGCGAGCUAUGGGAGGUUCAACGAUUGACAGAUGUUGGUUUCAGAGAAGUGCGGAAAUGGAAGGAGGGAGAUCAGCCAGGGUCUCGCUUUGUGUGAAGCGCCUUGUCUAUCUCAAUGACAAGGGAGAGGAAGUGAAGGGUGUCUGCUCAAAUUACCUCUGUGACCUGAAGCCCGGCAAUGAUGUGGCAAUCACUGGCCCUGUCGGCAAGGAGAUGCUCAUGCCAAAGGACCCGAAUGCGACCGUCAUCAUGCUCGGCACUGGUACGGGUAUUGCGCCAUUCCGAGGGUUCCUCUGGAGAAUGUUCUUCGAGAAGCAUGACGACUACAAAUUCAAUGGCCUUGCAUGGCUCUUCCUCGGAGUUCCAACUAGCAGCUCGCUUCUCUACCGGGAGGAGUUUGAGAAGAUGAAGGAGAAGGCCCCAGACAACUUCCGGUUGGAUUUCGCAGUUAGCAGAGAGCAGUCAAAUGCCAAGGGUGAGAAGAUGUACAUCCAGACGCGCAUGGCAGAGUAUGCCGACGAGUUGUGGGAAUUGUUGAAGAAGCCAAACACCUUCACUUACAUGUGCGGUCUCAGGGGUAUGGAGAAGGGAAUUGAUGAUAUCAUGACCUCACUUGCAGCUAAGGAUGGAAUUGACUGGGCUGAGUACAAGAAAGAACUCAAGAAGGAUGAGAGAUGGAAUGUGGAGACAUAUUAGAUACAACCAUAUCCAGAAGAAGCCAUUCUAGCGAAAGCCGUCAUAGCCAGAGCUAGCCACUGUAUGCUGGCACUGUUCUAUUCUGCCUUCUCUGUCUUAAUCUGAGCAAACCACUUCUUCGUUCGCAUUUGACUGUCUGCUUGCGACUGUUUUACUCUGGAGGUUGACUGUCUGCUCGCGACUGUUUUACUCUGGAGGUCCUAUCGGUAGCUCUUAUGAACUCGGGAUCUACAACGACCCAAGAAGCCUAAAUGGGUUGAGUGAAGGGCUAGGUGGAGGACAGCUACACAAAGCGUGGUGCCUACAAUGUGUGGUAUGGGGAGGAGGGGUGUUAUUAUUAUGCUAUAAUGGGGAAGUUUUGCAGAUUCCUAUGACGAUGGACUGUCAGAAACAGUUGCUGUCCAGUUAUGUAACUGUAUAUCUACUUCAUGUUUUCUAUCCAUCCUCUUAAGCUGCAAAGAACAGACUGUACCUGAAUUCAGGUGUUCCCGCUAUUAAAUUAUUUUAAAUUCCAUAUCACAUUGUAAUGAUUUUAUUGUGUGUUUCACUGUGUUAUAUAUUCUCUUCACUUCUUCCGCAACUGUUGUGCAACAAGGUGACGGCUUAAUAGCAAGCUUAUAAGUUAUAACAAUAUGCACUCAAUCCAUCCAAGGGGAAAGCAAGACAGAACUUGAGUGAAGGACAUAAGCAGCCAGCGCGCGCGCGCGCGCGCGCGCGAGAGAGAGAGAGAGAGAGAGAGAGAGAGAGAGAGAGAGAGAGAGAGAGAGAGAGAGAGAGAGAGAGAGAGNAGAGAGAGAGAGAGGGAGAGAGAGAGAGAGAGAGAGAGAGAGAGAGAGAGAGAGAGAGAGAGAGAGAGAGAGAGAGAGAGAGAGAGAGAGAGAGGAAAAAAAAUGUAUAUGCGCUGACCUAAAAGAGAAAGGGGAAAAAAAAAAAGAUCAUAUUUGAAUCUUUUCAAAAUUCGAAUAAAAUGCAUAUGCGUUU
Molecule: messenger RNA, 1880 nt
Organism: Chara braunii
Lineage: Eukaryota; Viridiplantae; Streptophyta; Charophyceae; Charales; Characeae
Source: the annotation of a GenBank genome assembly